AUGCCCCAGCAUGUCUUUGUCGACGCGUUGGUCGUUGGAGCUGGUUUUGGCGGGAUUUAUGCAACGUACCACCUUCGGCAACUAGGCCUUGAUGUCAAAUGUAUUGACAUUGCAGAGGAUGUUGGAGGAACAUGGUACUGGAACAAGUAUCCCGCAUGGGAUGACGAACUUCAUCGAUGGCGGGUCAGCACCGCUACCGACGGCUUGUUCUUGACACGGCAUCUGGUGAACUGUUUGGGCGUCCUUUCAAAGCCUAACUACCCCGAUAUUCCUGGCUUAGAUUCUUUUUCGGGACGGUUGAUCCACACUGCAAGAUGGGAUGACACAAUUACGCUAUCAGGGAAGAAAAUUGGUGUCAUCGGCAACGGCUCAACGGGAAUUCAAGUCAUGACAGCAAUUGCCCCAAUUGUUGCGGAUCUUAAGUCUUUCCAGCGUCAUCCCCAGUAUUCAGUCCCCAGUGGUCAAGACGCAAUUUCUUCAGCAUAUCACCAAAAUAUCAAAUCUAGGUACAAGAGCAUCUGGGAAAGCGUCAAGUCGUCGGCGGUUGGGUUCGGCGUCCCUGAAGUGAACCGGAAGACCAUGCAGACGACUCCCCGGGAAAGAGAAGCUGCAUUUCAAAAAGCGUGGCAGCGUGGGAAUGGCUUCAGAUUUAUGUUCAGCACAUUUGGAGAUAUCGUAUCUGAUGAAAGCGCCAACGAGGAAACUUGCAAAUUCAUCCGUGGCAAGAUAGAUGAGGUCGUCACGGAUUCGCGGUUCGACGCCAUCGAGGGUAACUAUCUACAUCUCAGUAUUCAUGGCCGUGGAGGCAAAACGAUCCAAGAACAUUGGCAAAAUGGACCAAAAGCCUAUGGCGGCAUUGCUUGUGCAGGUUUUCCAAACAUGUUUUUGGUCUCUGGGCCCCAGGCACCAUUCGCCAACUUUCCCCCAGUCAUUGAAAGCGAAAUCGAGUUCAUCAUGGCUUGCAUUGAUCGUGCAGAAAAGCACAACGUCGUUGAAGUGAACAAACAGUCGAGGCCGAUGGUCAUGGAGCUUACCGAAGAGGCCAAAAAUGAAUGGUCAAUAUUGUGUGAACAGCUUGUCGAAGGCUUAUUGUUCAAGAAGACAAGAAGCUAG
Molecule: messenger RNA, 1113 nt
Organism: Exophiala aquamarina CBS 119918
Lineage: Eukaryota; Fungi; Ascomycota; Eurotiomycetes; Chaetothyriales; Herpotrichiellaceae
Exons: 3
Coding region: 1-1113 (370 amino acids)
Source: RefSeq, a predicted model, not a curated record